Messenger RNA from Chrysochloris asiatica (Cape golden mole), 1164 nucleotides. RefSeq names its product lysosomal-associated membrane protein 2 (gene LAMP2). Gene Ontology annotation, biological process: autophagosome maturation; protein targeting to lysosome involved in chaperone-mediated autophagy; cellular response to starvation. The record is from RefSeq and is a predicted model, not a curated record. The coding region runs from base 70 to 1164 and encodes 364 amino acids. Gene Ontology annotation, cellular component: autophagosome membrane. The transcript is spliced from 8 exons. Lineage: Eukaryota; Metazoa; Chordata; Mammalia; Afrosoricida; Chrysochloridae.
CAGUGUUAUGCAUUGGAAGUUAACUUGACAGAUUCAGGAAAAGCUACUUGCCUUUAUGCAAAAUGGCAGAUGAAAUUCCAAAUACGUUAUGAAACUACAAGCAACAUUUAUAAAAAUGUAACCAUUUCAGACCUUGGAACUCCAACAUAUAAUGGAAGCAUUUGUGGUGAUGACCAGAAUGGUUCCAGAAUAGUGGUACAGUUUGGAUCUGGAUUUUCCUGGAGUGUGAAUUUUACAAAGGAGACAAAUCCAUAUUCAAUUGAGAGCAUCUCAUUCUCCUACAACAUUAGUGAUAACACAACAUUUCCUGAAGCUAAAGAUAAAGGAAUUAUUACUGUUUCUGACGCUGUGGCAAUUGAAAUUCCAUUGAAUAACAUCUUUAGAUGUAAUAGCUUAUCAACUAUAGACAGUAAUUAUGUUGUUCAGCAAUACUGGGAUAUUCUUGUGCAAGCUUUUGUCCAAAAUGGUACAGUAAGCACAAAAGAGUUUCUGUGUGAUAAAGAUAAAACUUCAACAACAGUGGCACCCAUCAUUCACACCACUGUGCCAUCUCCUACUGUAAAACCCACUCCAAAGGGAAAACCAGAGGUUGGAACCUAUUCGGUUAAAAAUGAUAAUGGUACUUGUCUUCUGGCUACCAUGGGGUUGCAGCUAAACAUCACUCAAGAUAAGGCUGUUUCAGUUCUUAACAUCAACCCCAAUACAACUGACUUUACUGGUAGCUGCCAUCCUCAAACUGCUCUCCUAAGGUUGAAUAGCAGCAACAUCAACUAUCUUGACUUUGUCUUUGCUGUGAAAAAUGAAAAUCGAUUCUAUCUGAAGGAAGUGAAUGUCAGCAUGAAUUUGGGAAAUGGCUCUGUUUUCAGUUUUGUAAACAACAAUCUUAGUUACUGGGAUGCCCCUCUGGGAAGUUCUUAUAUGUGCAACAAAGAGCAGACCGUGUCAGUGUCUGGAGCAUUUCAGAUCAAUACCUUUGAUCUAAGGGUUCAGCCUUUCAGUGUGAUGGAAGGAAACUAUUCCACAGCCCAGGAGUGUUCGCUGGAUGAUGACACCAUUCUAAUACCAAUUAUAGUUGGUGCGGGUCUUUCAGGCUUGAUAAUCGUUAUAGUGAUUGCUUACCUAAUUGGCAGAAGAAAAAGUUAUGCUGGAUAUCAGACCCUGUAA